AUGCAGCCGCAAGCGUUGUCAGGGGGUGCAGAGCGUCGCACGUCGCAGACCCACGGAAACAAGGGAGUCAAGACGUAUUACCACGCUCAUCUCCGCUCACUCGGCUUGACAGAUCCAGUACCGAUUAGUGGUCCUAUGUUAAGGCAAUGGCAAAUUCAAUAAGACUACGUUACUCGUCUUGGUCUUACGUUGUAACCGGCAGCGGAAAAACCUUUUAGAGCAGCUUUACCUUAAUCGAUCCAUUGGUCCUGCUAUAGGAGGCAAGAAAUAACACAUCAAAAAAUAGUAGGCAUGCCUUCACCUUCUCUACUAACGCAAGAAAACAAAAUCUUCCUGCAACGUUUGAAGCAUCUCCGGACAACCAUCAACGACACUGGUACGACAUAUCAGCAAACCUUUUGUCCGAC
Molecule: messenger RNA, 407 nt
Organism: Amoebophrya sp. A25
Lineage: Eukaryota; Dinophyceae; Syndiniales; Amoebophryaceae
Source: the annotation of a GenBank genome assembly